AGUUGCAUGAGAAUGAAAACAAGGAGACGUUAUCAUGGUAAAGACAGAAUCAGUGCUUUACCUGACUGUCUUUUGCUUCAAAUUUUGUCUAAUUUGGAAGUCUAUCGAGCUGUUCAAUUAUCCAUCCUCUCCACAAGAUGGAAGAAUAUCUGGAAACAUAUGUCCGUUGUUACUUUGCAUCACAGAAACUUUGAAUCUAUCGAAAGUUUUGCUACUUUCGUUUCUCAAUUUUUCUCUUUUCGCACUGGUAAAUCCUCUCUGCAAGCUCUCAAUUUUGAAUGCUUCCGCUAUUUUGAUGCUGAGCUGCUCAAAAGGAUCAUAAAAUACUUAUUUUCACACAAUAUCCAACGGUUAGAUAUGUCCGUGCCUUGUAGUCUCGAACACUUUCCACUUUGCACUAACUUUUCAUAUCAUUCUCUAACCUCUCUUAAACUUAUUGCAUGCCAAGAAAUUAAUCAUUGGGGUAGACAAGGACCAGUAUUUCCAAAUUCUCUUCAAUUUCCUGCAUUAACCUACUUGUAUUUAGGAUUCUUCACCUUACUCUGCACUACAGAUGAUGGCUAUGCUGACCCCUUCUCGGUAUUUCAAAGUUUGAAUACUUUGAUCAUUAAAGAUUGCCCACUUUAUAAUCAUAUAACCAAUGUUGAAGACAGCCUCUUUAUAUCAAGCGUCACGCUUGUUAAUUUAACAAUAGUAUUGCCUCUCAGUUACGAGUCUUACAAAUUUAAAUUAUCUACCCCAAAUCUUUGUAGCUUUAAUUUUACUGGUAAUCCUUUUCAAAAUCUAUCUGGGCACAAUAACAUUAGCAAUACCAAUUUCUCUUAUAUUAAACAUGUAAGGAUAGGUUUAACUUCUAAAAAAGUCGCAAAAUUUCCUUCAAUUCUAUCAAAUUGGCUUCUUGAGCUUGCCCUUAUGGAAUCAUUCACAGUCACUUCAAACACUCUUAAGAUUCUCAACUUAUUUCCAAAGUCAUGGAAGAUUGAUUUCCCUUAUUUACAUAACUUGAAGUUAUUGAAAAUAGAAACACAUGAGUUUUUAUCUCUACCCAAUGGAAGAGAAGACUUUUUGCUUCAAAAUGCACCGUCAGCAAAGAAAGUCAUUUUCCCAGGACCUAGUUUGAAGGAUUUAGCCAAAGAAGAUCGGAGACGUAUAAAGCAAUUCCGAUACAGAUACUGACAAACCGACACCAGUAACAAUUUAAGAAAAUGAAUAAAAAUAAAGUAAUGACAAAUGUCGGUGCAGGGUGCAGGUGUCUGAUUUAGACACUGUCGAUGCUACAUAGGAUUUUAUGUCCAAGAGAUCAAAAUAUGCGUGUAUGCAGUGACUAAGGCAAUUUUUCCAAGAGAGACAUCUUUUCAUAGCUAGAUAGCAUUAUUAAAACUUAUUUAUUUUCUUUACAACUUAUUGAAUUAUGGUUUUUAUUUUGUUUGUCAACAGGAUUUAUAUAUUUCAACAUUUUUUAUUUUCUUU
Molecule: messenger RNA, 1470 nt
Organism: Vicia villosa (hairy vetch)
Lineage: Eukaryota; Viridiplantae; Streptophyta; Magnoliopsida; Fabales; Fabaceae
Product: F-box/LRR-repeat protein 13-like
Exons: 3
Coding region: 7-1176 (389 amino acids)
Molecular function (GO): protein binding
Source: RefSeq, a predicted model, not a curated record